AUGAGAGGGUAUUAUCAAUCCAAGACUCCCAUCGAAGUGGGUAUGUGGCUCUUUGUUGAGAAGAAUCGCCAGCCCAUCAACGACUCGGUCAAGCGCGAAUUGUUGGCACGAAAUGGCAUCCCAAAUGCCCCAUCACCUAUAGCUUCAAUUGAUAAUAACACGGUCCAGAUCGGGACGCAGCAUACACAAGAAAACCAAGAUGCCGUUGGCCAAUCGCCCGAAAAUGCGGGAGGAAAUGGUGUCAGACCUGAUUUGGCCGCCCAGAUGUCUAGACUGCAGUUACACCGGCCGAUAGAUUUUCGACAAGAUUCUAUGAGCUCAAGAGCUUAUCCAAGCCGGACGGUGAUUGGAUUUGAGACACUUCCUGUAUCCUAUCCUCUUCUUGAGAAUGUCAUCUGCUUUGGUACCCACUAUAUACAAAUGCCGUUGCGGGCAUCUCCUUACAAUGAUAGAUUGGCGUACUGCAGCCCUGUUUUGACUUGGUCUGAUACGUCCAACUGCAGCAUAAGUUUCCUGGUUGAAGAAAUUCCGCAGCAGACUAUUCCUAACAAUGGCCAGUGUUGGCACCGUAUGUUUAAAAAUGCAACUAUCGUCAAAAGAAUCCCCAUUCGACGAAAAUCCGUGGCGCGCGUUGGUCUUGAAAUCCCGCUCAACAUCAUGGCAGGCCUGGCUCGAACCAGACGAAUGGAGGAAUUUAAUGGAAAAUGUUUCCUCAAGGGCUUUUCUGCAAUGUUGGCACCAACAAAACGAUCAGGCGAUACCAUCAUUUGGCACUAUGUUUACAAAGAGGAUGGGAGCUACAUCUCAUUCUUGGACAACUCCGGAGGUCUUGAACAUGUCAACAACGUCGAUGUUGAGACAAGCCGGCAUGUUGUUGGGCGGUGCAUGGAAGCAAAGAUUUACGCUGGAUCUUCAAAAGCUGAACCCGUCAGUUGCUCACAUUUGCCUAAGCCUCAGGCAGAUGACCUUUUCUCCAAUAUUUCUGUAUCUUUGGGAAGAUACGUUGUAGGUGGCUCACCAUAUAUGCUGGGAGCUAAAGACACACCUAUCCACAUAUCAGAAGAUGGCUAUAUUCCAAGACUAAAGUGGAUUUCCAGAAAAUUUGUGUUGCUGUGGGACGAAGCUAAUAAGCGUGGGUGGCUGGUUAACGGCACUACCGCGUUGCUUCAUCUUGUUCGUGCAUCACUUAACCACGACAGUAAAGACGAAUUCAAGCCGGCAUUCCUUUUCAAAAGAAAGCUCAUCUGUUACGACCUGACCUCAUUAGGUCGCAACGGAAGUACGUACCUCGGAAGAACCACGGAACGGAGCGACGAACGCCAGCGCUCCAUAGCCUACGAGGAGCGAUGGGCAACAGCGCUCCCUAUGAAAUGA
This is a messenger RNA of Trichoderma gamsii, 1374 nucleotides long. RefSeq lists its product as hypothetical. Lineage: Eukaryota; Fungi; Ascomycota; Sordariomycetes; Hypocreales; Hypocreaceae. The transcript has 6 exons. The coding region runs from base 1 to 1374 and encodes 457 amino acids. The record is from RefSeq and is a predicted model, not a curated record.